Molecule: messenger RNA, 1641 nt
Organism: Penicillium salamii
Lineage: Eukaryota; Fungi; Ascomycota; Eurotiomycetes; Eurotiales; Aspergillaceae
Source: the annotation of a GenBank genome assembly
AUGGAUUUAACGGUGGAAUCAGGCCCGCAUCCCAGUACAAAACAAGAAGAACCCGACAAUCCACUCUCUAUCACACCAAUGGCGACUAUUCAUGACGAUGAUGAGCUAUUGCUAGCUCGAAUCGGGUAUAAACAGGAAUUGCGACGAGAAUUUUCAAAAUGGUCGACUGUCUCGUACGCGAUCUCAAUUCUAGGAGUCCUUGGUUCUGUGCCGGCGACUUUUGGUGCACCCUUGGCUGCUGGCGGCCCUGCAACCGCUGUCUGGUGUUGGUUGAUUGGAUCUUGCAUGGCCAUGUGCAUCGGCAGCUCAGUGGCAGAGCUCGUAUCAGCCUAUCCCACAGCGGGAGGAAUGUACUUUGUCACAAAACAUGUGGUGCCUCCGGAUCAAGUUCCUGUUUUCUCUUGGAUACAGGGCUGGUGCAAUCUCCUGGGUCAAACGGCAGGUGUCUCCAGUGUGGCAUAUACUGUCAGUCAAAUGUUACUUGCCUGUGUUAGUAUGAACUCGGAUCUUGUCGACGGCAAGUAUACAUAUGCACCAACGGCCCUGCAAACCGUGUUACUGUCCAUUGCAAUCUUAUGCAUACUUGGAAUCAUCUGCUCCUUGACCACAAAGUCUUUGCAUAGGAUUAUUCUGUGGUUUGCUCCUAUAAACAUUAUUGCGACUAUCUGCAUCUGCAUCUCCUUGGUCACACUCACCCCCAACUUGCAACCAGCAUCCUGGGUCUUUGGCCACUUCACAGAUGGCUCGGGAUGGGGAUCAAAGGUUUUCUCCUUCUUUUUGGGCUUCUUGUCGGUUGCUUGGACAAUGACCGAUUAUGACGGCACAACACAUAUGUCAGAAGAGACCCACGAUGCCGCCGUGCAAGGGCCAAUUGCUAUUCAAACAGCUGUCAUAGUAUCCGGUGCAUUUGGGUGGCUCCUCACAGUCUCCAUGUGCUUCUGUUUGACCGACUUUGAAGGCAUUCUUGACUCUCCCACUGGUCUUCCCGCUGCUCAGAUUUUCCUAAAUGCUGGCGGUAAGCGAGGUGGCACCGUCAUGUGGGCAUUUGCCAUUCUCGUUCAAACCUUCACGGGAUGCUCAGCUAUGUUAGCAGACACAAGGAUGGCAUUUGCAUUUGCCCGAGACGAUGCUCUUCCAUUUUCCAAGAUUUUAUCCAAAGUCAAUUCCCGCACCCACACCCCUGUCAAUGCAGUGUGGUUUGUCGUGAUCUUCAGUAUCUGUCUCAACUGCAUUGCAAUCGGCUCUACGCAAACAGCCACGGCUAUUUUCAGCAUCACUGCCCCGGCACUGGACUUAUCUUACGUGUCUGUCAUUCUUGCACAUCAACUAUACAAAUCCAAGGUCAAGUUCAUCGAGGGUCCAUUCACACUUGGCAAAUGGGGAACUCCCAUCAACUAUAUCGCUGUGUUUUGGGUCUUGUUCAUCAGUACGAUCUUGUUCUUCCCGCCACAGCUUCCAGUAACGCCUGCAAAUAUGAAUUAUGCUAUUUGUGUUGGCGGCUUUAUCGCGGCAUUUGCCAUGGCAUGGUGGUGGAUCGAGGCCCGAGGAAAAUACACCGGUCCUCAAACCAAUGACAUCAUCCGAGAAAUUCCCACUGAUGACAACGACGAAGCGGAAGAAUCUGACGGAGGUUCUGUCUGA